AUGAAACAGCGAAUAACUUAUGUUGUCAAGAAACCAGAGGAGUUUACUCCCGACCAACUUGAUGUUGGCGAAGACAAGUCUGGCCAGUACUUUGCUCUGGACAAUGUUUACGCAGCGAAAGAACACCGUAUCACACUCGGUCUAGAUGAGUUGCCUAAAGAGAUUAGUAAAGUCUUUCAGCAAUGGCACGAAAUACAUCUACGUUGGACAUCCCCAAGACCUUACGCAUCGACUCCGCCAUUCACAUCACGUGUCUCACCUGGUCUACACAUCUUCUUCACGCCUCUAUCAGAUACACCGGAAGACGCACUAUGCUCAGGGCUUCAUCUUCUCGUCACUCCGGACUUGAAAUGCUCAUCAACAUCUUCAAGUUCCACCAAGAUGCCUAUCCUCUCGGAGCGUUUCUCAAUGUCAACUACCUCGCAGUACUACGAUUACAUAGAUGAGAUUGACAGGAUGAAAGGUCCAUUUCAACGUACCUUUUGCGGAGAGAAUGCAAGUCGUGAGUGCUAUGACAUGGUGAAUAGCUUCGCUACAUCAAGCUAUGUCGACAUAGACUACGACACCAUCUCGAGAGGCGUGGUCCUCACAGCUGGAUGGGCGCAGGCAAGAGACGAUGAAAAAGGCUGGACUCAGAAGAUCAGGCAGCCGAGUAAAGAUGCGACGGUCGAGAUUGGCGUGUUGAGUCUAGAGGGGAACGCAGACCCCGAAGACAUCCAAUUUGGAGGUUUCUUGACAGUGCUAGGACAAGACGAGAAACCGAAACCCACACGGUUCCAAACCCCAACCCGUCACUACCCCCUUCUCCAAGCCUCGGAGAAUCCAACAGCACAACCCAAACUCCACCCCCUAACAUACAGUACCUCUUUGAAUCAACCAACAGGCCUCCAUCCAACACUAACCCUCACCUUCCCUGCGCAACAUCUCGCACCCCCUGACCGCUCCUGUAAACUCCACACGCACCUAACCCUCCCUUCCUACCUCUUCAUCGACAAAUACCAAUUCUCCGACAACCUCUUCCUCAAGAGCAAGAACCUCAAGCGCCUCCGCAGCCUAUCCGGCGCUACAGACCUCGAAGCCCCAGACUGGGCUGUGCCAGCUUGGGGUUCCGCUGCGCUCUUCGAACUUGGCGUACCCAAACCAGAAAAGAUUGACUAUCCCAAAGUGGAUCUUGGUGCUGGUGGCGAGAACGCAUGGGAAGGCUUACCAACGUACCGCGAGAUACCAGAGGGGGACUGGAAUGUCAGUAUACCGUUGCAUCUACGGUACAUGCCCGCUGAGGCGUCGUCGCGUGCUAGACUGCCGGUUCCGUGGCCGGUAGUGUUCUGGGCUUGUCGGGCUGAGAGCGGCGCGCAGCAUACGUCUAAUCCUUUUGACCGCAAGCAUUUGGGGUACGAGGGUCUGUUUGGGCCGAAGACUAGGUUCAUGCAUGUGCAGCCUGAGGUAAGGAAUCAGACGGCCGAGGGUGAUGGGUUAGUGGAGUGGAUCGAUGUGCCAGUGCUUGAUACGAGCAAGGCUGGGUGGGUCGAAGUGGGCACUGUGGGGGUGGUCUUGUUUGCCUUUGCGGGGUUGUGUUGGGUGUUGUUUGGGAAGAGUGGCAAGGGGGCUGUGAAAGAGGAGAAGAAGAAGCAGUAG
Alternaria arborescens is the source of this 1635-nucleotide messenger RNA. RefSeq lists its product as hypothetical. Gene Ontology annotation, biological process: GPI anchor biosynthetic process; protein processing. Gene Ontology annotation, molecular function: mannosyltransferase activity. Gene Ontology annotation, cellular component: glycosylphosphatidylinositol-mannosyltransferase I complex; endoplasmic reticulum membrane. The record is from RefSeq and is a predicted model, not a curated record. Bases 1 to 1635 code for a protein of 544 amino acids. Lineage: Eukaryota; Fungi; Ascomycota; Dothideomycetes; Pleosporales; Pleosporaceae. The transcript is spliced from 3 exons.